UGUGACCAACUUAACAAGGAAUCUUGUAUAUCCAGUGUCUGUGCAGUAGGUGUAUGAACUCAGGAAGGCGCACAGCUAUCUAGCAACUGAUCUCACGCUUACUGAACAACUUCUGGUCUCCGCUGUACUGUGCACACAAUGUCUAAAUUAGGAUCAAUCAGCUUCAAGGCUCUUAUCAGAGGCGUGUACGCUGCUAGGUGCAGCACUCCAAAGACAAUAAAGAAAAGGCAAUAUUGUCAAAAUGUUAACGUUCCAAAACCCCAGGUGACUGAAACAUUGUCUGGUCAACAUUUAUUUCGAAACCAAAGAAAACCAACCAACUUUGAUAAAAAGGUACUUGUUUGGGGUGGACGAUACAAAAAGUCUGAAGAUAUUCCUGCAUAUGUUUCGUGUGAGGUCUUGUCAGCAGCUAGAAAUAAUGUCCGAAUAAAGACCUGUAUGGCGAUGAUUUUAGGAACAAUUAUAGGUUGCAUCGUAAUGGUGAUAUCUGGCAAAAAGGCUCUCAAAGAAGAUAACACUCUACUUCAAAGGAAUUUAGAAAGAAAGGCAAAAUUGAGAGAGCAGGCUGCACAGGAACAGAUGUCUUCUAUAAAGAACCAUUGACGCAAUGGAUUUUUAAUAUUGUCUGGAUAUUGAUUGUGUUCAAUAGGCAGAUACAAUAUAACACAUACUAGAUCUCAUGGGAAGAUACAACCUUUAUUGUAUGUUAUUGAUUUAUUACAGUGUCCUGAAAGCUGAAAUAAAAUAUAUACGACUGUCA
Messenger RNA from Pelobates fuscus (common spadefoot toad), 760 nucleotides. RefSeq names its product protein FAM162A-like. Lineage: Eukaryota; Metazoa; Chordata; Amphibia; Anura; Pelobatidae. Gene Ontology annotation, cellular component: mitochondrion. The transcript has 4 exons. The record is from RefSeq and is a predicted model, not a curated record. Gene Ontology annotation, biological process: cellular response to hypoxia; positive regulation of release of cytochrome c from mitochondria; neuron apoptotic process. The coding region runs from base 139 to 603 and encodes 154 amino acids.